UAACCAUGUUCUAAAACCAUAAUAUUUAAUUUAUUUAAAUUUGUUUUUUGCAAUAUAAAUACAUAAUAAAAUCAUGGAAGAAAUAGAAGAAAGACUACAUUCUAACAAUUCCAUUAAUACAACGAGUUUGAUAUCAAAAAUAAUUGAUAACAUCAGGAAGAAAUACCAAAAAGGUUUAAACUUGAAAGACAUUCCGGAAAUAAAAUUUCUCAAGGAAAAGUUUUUAUGUACCGAUCCUCUUAUUAGUGAAGUAUCCGGAAUUGCUUUAAAACUCCUUAUUACUGAUGAAAUACUCACCGUUGAAAAUGUUACAACAGAUUUAUUGAGUCGACUGGAUUCUGUAAAAUGUUAUUCUAGUUUGAUAGACCUUUUAGGCGAUUUAUUAUACCUUCAAUCGAAGAAUAAAGUGGUUACGUACAAUGUAUCAAAUCCACAACAUCCAUUCAUAACUUUAGUAAAUAAAAACCCGCAAGUUACUCCUUACUUGUUAAAUAAAUUGAAGAAUUUACAGGAAGAAAUUAAGUCUGAUGUACAUAAAAUAUUUGAGCCGUUUUACUUGUACAGCUUAUGCUGCCCCUCUACUUCAGUUCAAUUAUUAAAAUACAGGCUUUGGAAUUUUUUAAUACAACCUCAGUGCGUUAACGAAGUGCCUAGAAAUUUCUAUUUUAACAUAUUAGGCUGGUUUCAAGUGGAAAGAAGAGACGAUUUAGAAAUAGCAGCUGAUCAAAUUAUCGAAAUAAUUGAAGUGUCUUUAAACGAUCCAAACUUCUUAAAUUUUGAUUUGUUGAUCUUAUGGCAGUUGAACAUAUUGCACAACUUAUCGAAGUACAAACUUAAUCUUCGCUCUACUUUGAGUAGCUUAAACAGAAAUUUGAGAAACAGGAAUUUAGCAAUUAUCGAUAGUGUACUUAUUAUUUUAUCACAAAUAAUAGACAACUGUUCUCCACUACACUUAGAUGAAAUUUUGAAAUUAUGUGAGAUUCUUAUAAAGCAAAAUAAGCCUACUAUAUAUUCGCUUCAAACAAUGAAAGCUGCUCUAUUGCAGUGGCUUUCAACACCUUGUACUUUAACAAAUCUGGCUUACAACACAGCUUUACACAUUAUCAACACACUAAACGAAUCUCAAAAUAAAAGUUCUAAUAAUGGAAAUACUCUAAGAAACUUUUAUGGAGAUUACAAGGACCAGAUAUGCACUAACAAAAAUAUUUUUGUUUCUAUCAACAUUUCUUUAAAACUAGAAUUAUUUAAAAAAGAGAACGAACUUAAAAAUUGGAUAGAAUUAGUCAAGAAAACUUCUCAGGAAUUUAAAUUGGAUGUUUUCAACUUUUUGUGCGGUUUGUUGUUAAUUGAUUACGAAAAUCCAGACAUAUCGAUAGAUAUAUUAGAUAUUCUCGUAAAAUGUAGUCAGAUUGAUGUAUAUUUGACUCCAAAAUUAUUAACGUUAAUGUUCUACAAAAUAUCAAACAACAAACAACCAAAAUUCAAUUUGGCUUUACUGAAAUCGUUCCCAAAAAUGGUGAUAUUGCGAGAGAAUAUUCCAAAAGUUAUAGCCAUAAUACAAUCUAUUAGCAAAGGUUCGGAAAAUUUGUACAAUGUUGGAUUAUCCCUGGCCUUCGAUGCGUGGAAAAUAGACAAUAAAUGCUACAUGUAUUUAGAAGAUUUAUUGGUACAAAACCCUCCUACAAAGAAAAAAUGGGAAAGGCAUGUUAUCAAAGCCGUUGUUCUUAAGGAAUUGUGCGAUAAAAAACCCGAAUUAUAUGGAAAAGACGCAGUAGCGCAUUUAUCGAAAAUAUUAAACGAUUGCAACGAUGAAAAUGGAGCUUUACCUUGCUCUAUAGCAAUUGAAGCUAUUACUGUUUUAUGCAAAGCGGGAAUCAUAGAUAUCAAAACAACUUGGGCCACAUUGUCUCCGAAAUUCAAUAACGACAUUCGAUAUCCAGUCGUCAAAAGUUUGUGCCAUUUAAUUGAAGAAGUACCGCAAUUAUCAUAUGUAGAAUCGCACAAAGAAUUGUUCGAUGAAGUUUUGCUGAAAUUGUGGCAAUACGUCGACUUGGGUGAUGCUAAAAUUAGCGAUGUAGCGCUUUCCAGUCUAACGACAUUUGGUAUUGAGUAUAUUUGCAAAAGUUUACCAGAAAAAUACUUGGAAGUGAAUGUAGUGAACAACAUUAAUUCAGUAACUGGGAAAACUUGGGUGCGUUUUUUAAUGGAAAACAACGCUUCGCAGGCGUCGAUAAAUUUUACGAAAAAAAUGAUUGCAAACGAAAUCGAUGAGUAUUUAAAAUACGUGUAUCACAGUAAAGCUACUACAGAGCCUGUGAAUUAUAGUUAUUUACCAUCGCAUAGCGUCGUUCGGGCCAUUGGAGAAUUUAUAAAAACUUGGGUUGUCAAAUGGAAAGGAAGCAUCCACGAUAAAUUUUACAUAGAAUGUUUAAAAAUUCUAAGCGUCGAAUACAGUAAACCGUUGCCACCUCUAGAUUGGUGCUUCUUGCAAGAACUAAUUCACGAACCUCGGUGCAGAAAAUAUGCUGUCGAUAUCGCGUGCCAUCAAGUCGUUUUAUCUGGAACAGCUCGAAGGCUCGUUGAAAAUUAUGUAACCACUGUCACUGAAUCACCACAGGAAGAAGAUAUCGAUAACGUUUACAGGAACUUGAAGUUUUUGGCUAAAAGUAUACAACCUAUCAUUUUAAGACCGUUUUUCGAAGCAACCCUUUGGUACUCGAUAAAAAAAUAUAAUCAAAACGAGCUACAACUGUUAAUCAACAUAUCGGAAUACGUAAAAACUGUACUUGUCCAAAAGGAAGUCCAGGAAACUAACAAACUUAAUUUGGUACAAGUUUUAGACAGUAUUAUUUUUGUUACCGAAUUAAACACACCCUUGUUUGAUGUUUUAUGUCAAACCAUUAUUCACGCCCCCACGGAUUGUCUAAAACGCACAGGGAAUUUUAAAAACACAGACAGUGAAGAAGCUUUUGUUAAAAACGCCAAGAUCAGGUUCGCCCUAUCCAAAAUUUCAACAACGUUUCCAUUAGCUUGGCUGGAUGAAAUCAUCAGUACCUGGAGUAAUCUUUACAGAAAUUUGGAUUUACGAAAAGACCUUUCUUCGGUGUUGGAAAGGUGGAUAGAGACUCCAGAAGAAUGCGUUCCGUGGAUAAUGGAGUUAAUAGGACAGAUCCAGGCUAAUAUAGCUGAUAGAUGCGAAUUGCCGAUAGUUAGUUUCCAGUUCGAUAUUUUAAUAUUCGCUGUGGUGACUUUUUCGGGUAAUCACGUCUUUUUAUCCGGAGUUAAUCGGAAAGAGGAAUUGUGGAAUUUUUUCCCACAAUCUUUGGCCAGUUUGUUGGACAGGCGGUUUUGGGAGGCUUGUUCAGUACAGGUUUUAGAAUGGUUGUAUCACAUGAAUACGGAAGAAAGCGUUCCUAAAACUUACCGAAGACUUUUUGGCGUGUGUCUUCAAUCUUUGAAACACAAUGAUGAGUUUCUGAAUAAGCAAAGGUGGUUGAAAUUAUUGAAUUGUACGAUUUUUGAUUAAUAAACUUUAUUUUAUUACUGAA
This is a messenger RNA of Phyllotreta striolata, 3548 nucleotides long. Lineage: Eukaryota; Metazoa; Arthropoda; Insecta; Coleoptera; Chrysomelidae. The record is from the annotation of a GenBank genome assembly.